AUGAGUAACUACGGCAAUCAACAGGGCGGUGGCUACGGCCAAUACGACCCCUACAACCAGCAGAACAACCGUUACGACCCUCCUCAACCAUCGCGCGACUUUCCUACUCAAGCACAGCGUUAUAACGAUGUUGAGUCCGGAAACGGUGGUUAUGAAAUGGGCCAGGCAAACAACACUGCCAGCAUUCUCAACAAGUGCACGGAAAUUAACGACGGUCUCCGAGAACUCCGAAGCAAAAGAGAAGGCCGACUUGCGCAGGCGCAGCACGAGCUCCUCGAUUCUAGCACCGGCAAGGAAGACCAAGCUGCUCGCCAGAACCUCGACUACGUGGAGGACGACAUUAACAACACAUUCCGCUACCUCCGUGACCUUUUGAAGAAGAUCAAGCAGACCCCUGGAUCCGGCGACUCGCGCGUCCAGACCCAGAUCGAUGUCACCAGCCGUAACCUGCGCAAGGAAAUCGAGCAGUACCAAAAGGCUCAGUCGGAGUUCCAGAAGCGUCUCCAGGAGCAGGUUCGCCGAAGAUAUGAGAUUGCCAACCCCGAUGCUACCCCAGACCAGGUUGAGCAGGGCGUGCAGGCCGUUUUGUUGGGACAGGAACAGAGCUUUCAGUCCACCGGAUUGCGUACCCGACAGGCAAACGACGCCAGACAAGCAGCCUUGGAGCGAUCGACCGCCAUUCGCAAGAUUGAGCAGGAUAUGAUUGAAUUGGCCCGUUUGUACCAGGAAGUUGCCGAAUUGGUUCAGCAGCAAGAACCCGCCGUGGAGCAGAUCAACCAAGGUGCACAUGAUGUUGUUGAGAACGUCGACAACGCCAACAAGCAGAUUGACAGCGCUAUCGUCAGUGCUCGCAACGCAAGGCGGUGGAAGUGGUACAUUUUGAUUGUCAUUAUUCUCAUUAUUGCUAUUGUCGUCGGUGUCGCCGUUGGUGUCACCGAAGCCAACAAAAAGGCCUAA
This is a messenger RNA of Talaromyces marneffei, 957 nucleotides long. RefSeq lists its product as uncharacterized. Gene Ontology annotation, molecular function: SNAP receptor activity; SNARE binding. Gene Ontology annotation, biological process: exocytosis; intracellular protein transport; vesicle fusion. The transcript is spliced from 5 exons. The record is from RefSeq and is a predicted model, not a curated record. Gene Ontology annotation, cellular component: SNARE complex; endomembrane system; plasma membrane. The coding region runs from base 1 to 957 and encodes 318 amino acids. NCBI's taxonomy places the organism in Eukaryota, Fungi, Ascomycota, Eurotiomycetes, Eurotiales, Trichocomaceae.